GGGCCUAGCUAAAUAAACAGUGCUUUAUCACAUAGCACUGGAAACCGACCAGAGCUGUGUGUAGAUGCACGAACGCAAUAACCAAGCGCACUGCAAAAGAUUGCUUGGUGGAGCUGUAGGAGUGGGGACCUCUGGCUGUCAGACUGAGGGCAGGCGUGGCAGUGGGAUGGUCCAGGCGCGCAGAGCGAUGAAAAACAUCAGGGACCAUCAGCUGAGGCCCUGAAAUAGUCCGACAAAGGAGCUCUGUUCCCAAUCCUGCAAACACUGGUAAUUAACCACAUCUCCUGAUUCUGAGGACGGCUGUGGGCUGUGGGUGUGCCGCACCCGCACCGAAGACACGGUCCUGGGGAUGCACUGAGCUCUGCACUUCCACCCGCCAGUCCCCUGAGGAAUACAGCAUCCUUAAUGUGAGGUUCUCCCCACCCACCCUUGGUUGUAAGGCACCCACUGGAAAACGGUAGAAGAUGAGCAAGUCUCCCACCCCUAAGGGCACCCCGGUGCAACGAAGCCCCAGUGAUGGGGCCCCUGAAGGCCUCCAUUCUCCUCAGCAUUCCACACCUGGUUCUGGACCCCAGCAUAAAAAACGCAUUUCCAGCCUCCUCCAGAGUCCGUCAUUCAGAGAGGAGCUGGAUAUGCUGAUCCAGGAGCAGAUGAAGAAGGGUGGCAGCUCAUCUAACCUAUGGGCACUGAGACAGCUUGCUGAUUUUAUGGCCUCCCAUGGCUCUCCAGCAGCUCUGCCAGUGUCCCCUUCCAACAUGAUGAUGGUGACGCCCAUCAAUGACCUGCAUGGCUGGGAGCCAGGCAGCAUGGUGAAGGGGGAGAGGCUGAUGCGCUGCAAGCUGGCCGCCACCCAUCGUCUGUUCGACCUCUUCGGCUGGGCCCAGAUCAGCCACACCUGUCUCACUCUACGUGUCAGUAAAGAGCAGGAACACUUCCUGGUGCUACCAGACGGCCUGGCCUACAGCGAGGUGACUGGAUCCAGUCUGGUGAAGGUGAAUAUCCUGGGUGAGGUGGUGGAGAAGGGUAGCACCAACCUGGGCGUGGACUCUGAGAAGUUCAGCCUGCACUCGGCCAUCUACUCGGCCCGGCCAGAUGUUCGCUGUCUGUUUCACCUCCACACACCGGCCGCUGCUGCGGUUUCAGCAAUGAAGUGUGGCCUUCUGCCAUUGUCCCAUGAAGCUCUGCUAGUUGGUGAUGUGGCCUACUAUGACUACAAUGGAGUCAUGGAAGAGGAAGAGGACAGAGUGGAGCUGCAGAAGAGCUUGGGACCCACCUGCAAGGUUCUGGUGCUGAGGAAUCAUGGCAUUGUGGCUUUGGGGGAGUCUGUGGAGGAGGCCUUCUACACCAUCUAUCACAUCCAGGCUGCCUGCCAGAUCCAGGUGACAGCUUUGUGCUGCGCCGGUGGACAACAGAACCUGAUUUUGUUGGACCGGACCACACAUAAACCCAACCCAGCCGGCACUGUGGGCUGGGCUGGCUCCACCUUUGGGCCCCUGCACAAGAGCCGCAUUGGGGAGCAUGAGUUUGAAGCGCUCAUGAGAACUCUGGAUAACUUGGGCUACCGGACCGGCUAUGCCUACCGUUUCCCCUUGUUGUUGGAGCGAUCGCGGACACGGAGGGAGGUGGAGGUGCCCGCGACUGUCACAGCCUUCCACCAUUUUGAUGACGAUGGAGUCUACCCGGCUCUGAGGCAGCACCCUUUUGCUCAACGCCAGCAGCAGGAGAGGACCCGAUGGCUCAACACCCCCAACACCUAUCAAAAAGUCAGCCAGGAGCAAGCCAGCCCUGGACACCAGCGCACCGCUUGGUUGAAGACAGAAGAGGUGACUCAAGCUGGCAGCACAUCCAUCAAGAUGGAGAGCUCAAACCAGUUUGUGCCUCUUUACACCAACCCUCAAGAGGUGAUUGAGACACGAAACAAGAUCCGACAGCAGAAUCGUCAGGACAUGAAGACAGCAGGACCACAGUCUCAAGUCCUCGCCAGUGUCAUAACAGAGGACAGUCCUCCGUCUCCAGUAAGUCCACCCAAAGUUCCACCAGAGCCAGAACCCCCCAACCCCUUCAACCAGCUGACCGACCAAGAGCUGGAGGAGUACCGCAAGGAGGUGCAGAGGAAACAGCAUGGAGGAACCAAUGGGGAGGAGGUGGCAAGUGACAAGGAGUCUCCUCCUGGUACCUCCCCCACAAAGGGCCCUCCACCCAGCCACCCUCCUCUCUCAGAAGAGGCAAAGACCGACUCUCCAGCCAUACAGAACGGAGGUGAGGAGGAGAAGCAGAUGACGGAGGAACUGGAGAAAGGCAUGAAGGCUCUUUCAACCAAUGACACUUCCUCCACCCCUACUGCUCCGCCUGCCAAACCACAAGGCGGCACCCCUGAGGGUUCGCCCUCCAAGUCCCCGUCCAAGAAAAAGAAGAAGUUCAAGCCACCGUCAUUCCUGAAAAAGAGCAAGAAGCAAAAGGAGAAAGCAGAGACCUGAGGCAUUCAGAUACAGCAGACCUUGGUGAAAUGCUACUGUGAAAUAUUUUUUGGUGUAUGACGGAGUAGCAGAUGGAGUUGACCACACCAGAUCUAUUCAAACUGUCAGUUAAGAUGUCGUUCACAGAUACAUUGUACUUAAUUAACUUUCAGAUAAUUUACUGUAACACUGCUAUUCACUGAUUUGAUCUAUGUGGUGAUCCAUCUUAAGCAGGUUAAAAAAAACAAUUAUUUUCACAUACUAUUUGACCCAGGUCAGACAAAGCCCAACAUUUUGACACACUACUUCUUGUCCCACACACACACACACACACACACACACACACACACACACUCCCUAUAUUACACCCAUUUUAUUUUCACCUGCCCUGCUUUCAAACCAUUACUUGACUUCACUGUAAAGACAUUCAGCAAGUUCUUUUUUUCCAACUGGGGUUACAACUGUGAUCCUGUGCACUUGCCCCUCAGAAUUUUUUUUUUAUCCCCAACUUUGCAAGACAAAUUAAGUCCCUAUAAAUGAUGCAUCCUUUUAUCCAUGUAUACACACUUGACAUAUGUAUAUUGACAUUCUAGUAUGUUGCAUUUGUUCAUUAUAGGCAUCUUUUAGUCAUGAUUUGGGGAACAGUACAUGUAGAAGUACACUGAUAGCUACUGAUUGUGCUCUUCUGAAUGCUGGUUUUGUCAAACUAUUUGCCCGUUGACUUUUUACAGCAGGGAUGAAAAAAUAAAAAGCAAGGCAAAAAUAUUAUGGCUCGCAAUGAAAACACAAGCUGCUGUAAAUGCCACUAUUAACAAAAAAAGGAUUAAGCAUAAAGAAUUUAUUGCUUGUCAAUGCAGUUUGAAACCCAGUAACAGAAGAUAUAGAAGGUACUAAACAUUCCACUUUU
Messenger RNA from Monopterus albus (swamp eel), 3363 nucleotides. RefSeq names its product adducin 2 (beta) (gene add2). Gene Ontology annotation, cellular component: plasma membrane; cytoskeleton; postsynaptic density. Lineage: Eukaryota; Metazoa; Chordata; Actinopteri; Synbranchiformes; Synbranchidae. The record is from RefSeq and is a predicted model, not a curated record. The coding region runs from base 465 to 2477 and encodes 670 amino acids. Gene Ontology annotation, molecular function: actin filament binding. The transcript is spliced from 16 exons. Gene Ontology annotation, biological process: barbed-end actin filament capping.